Messenger RNA from Cololabis saira (Pacific saury), 2750 nucleotides. RefSeq names its product unc-119 homolog b (C. elegans) (gene unc119a2). Bases 133 to 912 code for a protein of 259 amino acids. The transcript has 5 exons. Gene Ontology annotation, molecular function: lipid binding. Gene Ontology annotation, biological process: negative regulation of caveolin-mediated endocytosis; lipoprotein transport; negative regulation of clathrin-dependent endocytosis. The record is from RefSeq and is a predicted model, not a curated record. Gene Ontology annotation, cellular component: intercellular bridge; spindle midzone; centrosome. NCBI's taxonomy places the organism in Eukaryota, Metazoa, Chordata, Actinopteri, Beloniformes, Belonidae.
UCACAGAGACGAAGCGGAUUUCAAUUAAGCACCGGAUAACAGAGAGCAACUCUGCAUCCUCCUCCAGGGAGGAGGAGGGGGGGGCAACAGUUUCCAGUCUUCGAGCGCCCUGGGUGAGGAGGGGGGAGGAGAAUGAGCUAUUCCUGUACCAGCAGAACCAGCCAGGACCCGUCGAGCGCUAAGCCGCCCGCCGGCACUGAUCCAGCCAGACGCGGCGCAGGAACCGACGGCGGCACGGACGGCUCCGGCAGCAGCAGCAGCAGCAGCAGCAGCAGCAGCAGCCAAACGGCGGAGAUGAGGGUGAAAAAGGGCUGCAACUCCACCGACGUGGGGGUCCCGGUGACCACGGAGGAAGACCUGCUGUCCAGCCCGGGCAUCACCCCGGAGGACGUGCUGGGCUUGCAGAAGAUCACCGAGAAUUACCUGUGCGGCCCGGAUGAGAACAUUUACACCAUCGACUUCACCAGGUUCAAGAUCAGAGACAUGGAGACGGGCACGGUGCUGUUUGAAAUCACCAAACCUCCGUCCACAGCAGGUGAGAAGAGGGACAUGGACCCAAACGCUGGCCGGUUUGUCCGUUACCAGUUCACUCCUGCUUUCCUUCGACUGCGACAAGUUGGAGCCACUGUGGAGUUCACGGUCGGAGACAAGCCCAUAGAAAACUUCAGGAUGAUCGAGAGGCAUUACUUUCGAGAGAAUUUGCUCAAGAGUUUCGACUUUGAGUUUGGUUUUUGCAUGCCGAGCAGCAAGAACACCUGUGAACACAUCUAUGAGUUCCCCCCUCUGUCUGAGGACAUAAUCAGGGAAAUGGUCGUGCACCCUUACGAGACCCAGUCCGACAGCUUCUACUUUGUGGACAAUAAGCUGGUGAUGCACAACAAGGCAGACUACUCGUACAACGGCGGGACGUAGAAAAACAGCGCAGCAACGGGAGAGACAGUUGGAUUUAUGGGCAGGUCCGAGGGACGACCAGAGAAACAUGGCGGGGUUUACAUCCUGUCAGUCCAGCAGUGUGUCCCCCCUUCUUUCUCUCUUUCUCAUGUCUUUUUCCCUCACUGAGAAAGUGCAUCCAAGAACUGAUGUAUCUGCUAAAAUCUGUGUGUGUGUGUGUCUGUGUGUGUGUGUGUAAUACACAGAAGCCGCUUACACACACACACACAUACACACACUCACACAUGCACCCAGUGGCAUGGCUGUAACAAGUGUGUCUGCAACAUGAUAAACCAGCAGGUGAGCUAUUUUUUAGGAAAUGUUUUUUGCUCUCGAGCCACAUCAUGAAGAGAAAAAAAAAAGAUAAUUUCUUCACAUACUAGUGGAAAAUAUUUUUUCAUCCCUUUAGAGCUUGUAAGAGGUUAUAGGAACAAAUCCUAUAUAUGUGUAUAUGUAUCUAUAUACGAUUUGUUCCUUUUUGUUAUACUUCUUUAUAUGAGACAGCUUAUGUCUUUAGGAUUCAGUAAAAGCUUUACAGAAGUGAUUCCUCUGACUAGACGAGUUGGUUUGGUGAGUGUGUGUGUUUCUUGUGUUUUUGUAUGGUUGUCUGUGUCUGGUAGAACUGGUCUGGUAGAAAUAAAUAUUUAAAGUAGAAAAAAGAAGGACAUUUUCUUUAGUUUGUCAGUAAUGAUUUAAACGGGUUGGCUUGGUGUGACCCGUGACAACAUUAGGGCAUAUCUGUUCAGCGCAUUUGCUCCAAUCAGAAUGUCUUUACAACCAUGAGGAAACCUAUAAAGGUAGCUGAUCUGACAUAACCACACAUGUACUUUGUCAUCUUUGCUCCAGCUGUACUUUUCCAGCCUCGUGUUACUGUUGUUGAGGUGAUAAAGAAAUGCCAAGAAAACUUUGUGAACCUACACCUUUUGUGUCUAAGUACAGAAUGCUUAAAGGAAUCUCUUUGUAAGAAAAGAAUAAGGAAAACUUGAAUUUGAAAAGGGUUUUUUUCAGACAGAAUGAUGUUUCAAAAAAGAAGAAGGAUGGGGAAUGUAGCACAACACAUCACCUUUAAAUUCCGUGUUAUAUGUGGGUUUUUUUUGUUUGUUGAAUCAUUCAUUUCUGUCUUGGGAUUUUAGUGUUGUACGUCACCAGAUUUCUGCCUCUCAUAUGUUUCUGUGUUUUUAGUUGGACACAUUUCAGUGGUUUUGGCCUGAGUAUGCCGACUUGCUGCCGCUUGACGUUGUUUUUCGACUGAAUUGUCUCCAUAUGCCUCAAAACUGUAAUGUGCACAUUAUGCUGAGAGACAACCCGACUCAGAAGUAUCCAGUUCUUCAUCUUUAAAUUGUUUCGGUCGUAUUUGCUCAUACUCUCUGAUUUACCAUGAUGACAAUUCCUUUUAGUUUGUGUGUUUGAUGACUUUAUAUCACAUCAAAAUCAUUUCAAAGGGUUUAAAUAUAAUUUAUUUAUAAAUGAUAUAGUUGAAGUUACUAUAAGAGCUUAUUAGAUCCCACUUGCUGUGUGCAGAUCAACAAAAGACACUGAUUCAGAUUUCAAUUUGCUCUCAUGUGAUUCAGAAGUUUCAUAUAUAUAUAUAUUUACUGUACAUAUAUAUGAUAAAUGAUCAAAUAGUUGCAAAAAGUACUGUAUUUAAUCAAAGAUUAAACCAAUUAACUUGAAUGUUUUGUCAAAAAUUGUCAUGUACAUAUAUGUAGGAGAGAUUUAUAAAGGACUGAUUGUGAACCAUGUAUUUUCAACUCAUGUUAAGUUUUCCAAUGUUGGUUUGACUGAAAAAAAAAAGUAAAGUAAAGAUCUAUUGGACUUUU